This is a messenger RNA of Penicillium lagena, 210 nucleotides long. RefSeq lists its product as uncharacterized. The record is from RefSeq and is a predicted model, not a curated record. Bases 1 to 210 code for a protein of 69 amino acids. Lineage: Eukaryota; Fungi; Ascomycota; Eurotiomycetes; Eurotiales; Aspergillaceae. The transcript has a single exon.
AUGUACCUGCAGCUACGUCACACGCUGAACACCGACAACCGGAAAUCCCAGACGUCGAACCCGAAAACUGACAAGGAACCCGGCGCCGGCCCCACUGCGACCCAGCAAAGACUUGACCGAAUCUCCGAGAAGCUUUGUGCCGAAUGGAUCCGCUUACCAAUUCUUCAAGAGUUUUCUACGCCAGGGCGGCUGGUGUGGGACCCUGGGUGA